Molecule: messenger RNA, 3132 nt
Organism: Strongyloides ratti
Lineage: Eukaryota; Metazoa; Nematoda; Chromadorea; Rhabditida; Strongyloididae
Product: Tubby, C-terminal domain and WD40 repeat and WD40/YVTN repeat-like-containing domain and WD40-repeat-containing domain and Tubby C-terminal-like domain-containing protein
Exons: 3
Coding region: 1-3132 (1043 amino acids)
Molecular function (GO): protein binding
Source: RefSeq, a predicted model, not a curated record
AUGCAUAUAUUUUGGGAAAAUUCAAAUUGGCCUGGUGCUCAUAUUGAACCAGCCAUUAAUUGUUUAUCAUGGAUUGAUUCACCUGAUGAUAAUAAACCAGAUCAAGGUUUACUUGCUGCUGGUUCAGAAUCGGGAUCUGUUGGUAUAACACAUACAUAUUUAUUACCAGAAGAAGAAGAUGAUAUGAAAAGAUAUAAUUUUAAUUUAAGAGGUCAUCAUUCACCUAUUUCUAUGGUUGCCUGGAAUAGAAAUUAUUCAAAAUUAGCUUCAUGUGAUAAUAAUGGUAUCAUUUAUGUAUGGGUACCAAAUGAGGAACGUUAUUCAGUUGAAAUAAUUAAUCAACGUGGAGUUCGAGUUCAAGAACUUUGUUGGGCCCCUGAUGGAAAUGCUAUAACAAUAAUCUAUGAUGAUUUAGUUCUUGUUGGUGGUGCUAAUGGUCAAAGAAUAUGGUCAAAUUCAUUUCCUGAAACUGUUCGUUCAGGUGCAUGGGCAUAUAAUUCACGGGAACUUAUAUUAGGUGUAGGAAAUAAAAUUCAAGUUUUUAGUAAUCAAGGUGCAGUUAUAUUUCCUGAACGUACAAUAAGUCAAAAUUCUAUAAUUAAAAAAAUAGCAUCAUCUUCAUUAAGAGAAUUUGAUAAAAAAUGGACAAUUGCAAUAUGUGAUGAAUCAGAAAAGAUAUAUCUUAUUAAUUCUUAUGAUGAUUUAUUCCCACAUAAAUGGAAAUGUGAUGAAGCUAUAUUAGAUAUGAAGUGGGAUGGAUCAGGAAUACAUUUAGGUGUAAUGUGUACUAAUAAUAAAUUUUUUAUACUAGAUUAUAUGGGAAGAGUUUUGUAUUCAAGAAAAAUAAUAAUUCCUCAACCUCCACCUGUAUUAGGAUUAUCAAAAUAUGAUAGUGAAAAAGAGAAGAAACGAACUAUGUUAAAAACUUUUACAUGGGCACAUAAUGAUAAUGUUAUUAUUUUAGCUGCUGGUGGUUCAUUAGCUGUUGGUCAUGUUUGGAAAACAAUACCUAAAUUAUCAACACUUGUUACAUAUGAAAUUUGGAAAUCAUUAGGAAAAUCUUCAAAAAAUGUAAAUCAACUUGUAUUACCUACAAGUGUAAAAACAACCAUUUGUUCAUUAGAUCAUCAUAUAAUAAAAUGUAGAAUACCAACACCAGAAGAAUUAUGUGCAGCAAUUUGCGAACCAAAAAAUUACAUGAAUUAUUGUUCGAUAAUAUUUGAUUCUAAAAAAAGACAUUUCUAUUUAGCAAUUGAGCAUUUGGGAGGCAAUUUUGCAAUUCUUAAAGGAAAACAAGUUAAUCGUUUAAUUCCAAAAUUUGUAAUAUCUAUACCACCUCAUUUGUCAAAACAUUUUCAAAAUAAUUCAUUAAAAAAAUCAGCAAAUGAUCCUUUUACAUUUUAUGAUAAACAAAUGGGAAAUAUUUUUGAUUUUGUCAAUGAAGCAAAUAAUAAUACAAAGAGUAAUUUAAAUAAUGGAUCUUCAGCACAAGUAGAAGAUUUAGCUGCAUUUAGGAGAGAUUCUAAUCAAAGGUAUAGUGUUUGGAGAAGAUCUAAAAGGCAGUUACGAGCGUUGAUGUUAAAACAUUUUCAAAAUUUUUCUAGAGAUGAAAAUAAUACGUUAAAAAAAUCUCAUUAUCCACAUGAGUUAAAAAAUGCAGAAAGUGUAUUAAAGAAGAAGAAGAAGUCAAAACACAUAAUUUUAAAUAUUUCAGCAAAUAUUAUAUGCACAAAAUUUCAAAUUUCUGCUUCUCAACAUAGUUAUGUAAGUAACUAUCUACCGACAUUCCUUGGAUAUGUCAAUUUUAAAACAUCAGUACUUCAUUUACAACCAAGGCAAAUGACAGUUCAUUUAUCAGAUUUAACAACAUUAACUUCUAAUUGUAAGGAAAAAGGUGUAAAUUUUGCCGAAUGUAGUCAGAAUAUUGUAAAUAUGGAUGAUCCUAUAACUGAACACCCAAUUAAUGAAACAGAACCAGCAUUUGAAUUAAUGUCUGAUGAAAUUUCAAUGUACCUUGAAAUAUAUAAAGAAUUUUAUAAUCUUAGAAAAGUUGUUAUUGAUUAUGUUGAAAGUUUAGAAAAAAAUUUAAUUAAUUCAAAGAAAGUUGAAACAUUGUUUUAUAAUAAACCAUGUAGUAUAGAUUCUACUUCUUACAUUGUUGAUCAAAGCAUAAAUUUACAACAAUAUCCUAUGAAUAAUAGUACAACAUCUACAGAGUCAUGGCACAAUGUCGUUGAUUCAUUUGAAUAUAUAGAUGAUGAUGACAAUGUUAAUGAUAAUAUUCCAUUGAUUGGGGAAAGAAGUAUAAAUAACUUAGACAUAACUCUUACUGAUAAUUCAUUAUUAUCUUCAAAACAAAUUGAGGAAGUACAAAUUAUAAAAGAAAAAUUAGCUAAAUUAUAUGAAUUUUUAAAUGAUUCAACAGAACAUAUAGAGUAUGAAAAGAUAUUGUCUUCAAAUAAAAAUAUAUUGUACAAUUCUCAAAUUACUAAUGAAUAUCGUAAAGACAUAUUAAACAUAUCUAAAAAAGUUGAUUUUAUUCGAGAAUUUAUCUACUCAACCCAAUUUGAGAAUAGGGAUAUUGAACAUGAUUUUGAAAAUGGAUUGUCUGGUUUGACAAAAAUUUUAAACAAUUUCCCUAUUACUAUAAAUGAUAUAGAGUCAUCUACCAAAGCCUCUUUAACCUCAACUAUUAUACCGAAAAAAGUACCACUAAAGAAAAGUAAACUCAAAUUGUCUAAUAUUAAAACAAUUUUUAAACAAAAAAGUUAUCCUGAUAUUGGAUCAAGAUUACUUGAUGCUCAACAACUUAUUGAUGAGUUGCCAAAUCAUCGAACAGCUUCAAAUAGAAUAGUACCAACAACAUCAGCAAUAGAACCUUUACCCCAUUUACUUGUAAUGACAAACAAAGCACCUUUUUGGAAUGAACAAAGUCAAGUUUAUCAACUAGAUUUUGGUGGUCGUGUAACUCAGGAAAGUGCAAAAAAUUUUCAAAUAGAAUACAAGGAUAAGCAAGUAAUGCAAUUUGGUAGAAUAGAAGGAGGUGCUUAUACAUUAGAUUUCUGUUCUCCUUUCAGUGCUGUUCAAGCUUUUGCAAUUGCUUUAGCUAGUAUUACACAAAGACUUAAAUAA